CCGAAUUGACACUGUAAACUAAACCCAAUCAAACAAAAUUUUAAAGAUUGUGUAAUAAUAAGUUGUAGUAGAUUCCAUUAGUUUAAGCUGAAACCGGUAGUAUAAUCGUGACUUUGCGAGUGACAAGGUUUGAUCAAACAGUUCGGCGAUGGCGCACGGCGGGUAUGCCAAGUGGAGGGUUGCGGGGCGGAAGACGACGGCAGGAACCAGUCGGAGACCGAAAGGAUUACGCGUGGAGAAGAAACCGAAGAACUCCUCUCUCAAGAAUCAAAUUCGUUCCAUAGGCCGCAUGAUUCGUAAAAAGCCAAACACUAGUAGGGUUUUCCUGCCAGCACCUAUGUCAAGGUUUGCGUCAGCAUCUCGGAUGUAUUGGAAUGAGAUACCUUCCUCCAGCAACACUACACAGAGAAGAAGCCAGUGUUCAUAUGCUGCCACAAGUUCGCAUACUAGUCAGAGCAGCAACUUGAGUUCUAAUUCUGAUGCUCACAAACCCAAGAGGAAGAGAAGGCCUAAGACGAAGAAGCAGCAGGAUUCAUGCUUGAACGGCGAAGAAGCUUCUAAUGGAUUCUCGCUCGCUACUACUACCGCCUUGGUCUUACAUGCUACGAUGGUAUAUAAUCGGUAUAUAGAUGUCAUUGAUGAUGUUGUCACCAACGUUAAGAUCUAUAGGUUUCUUUUGUUUUUGGCUAAUGAGAUGAACCCUAAACUUUUCUUUACUUAGGGCAAAAUGUUAAUCCUCCCUCAAGAUAAGCUUUUCCAUUCCUUUACUUAACUUUUCUUUAUUUAUCUUGGCUUUGAUCUAAGUUUAAUCUAUCGAAUCCAAUCCA
This is a messenger RNA of Thlaspi arvense, 827 nucleotides long. Lineage: Eukaryota; Viridiplantae; Streptophyta; Magnoliopsida; Brassicales; Brassicaceae. The record is from the annotation of a GenBank genome assembly.